Messenger RNA from Plenodomus lingam JN3, 1827 nucleotides. RefSeq lists its product as uncharacterized. The record is from RefSeq and is a predicted model, not a curated record. Lineage: Eukaryota; Fungi; Ascomycota; Dothideomycetes; Pleosporales; Leptosphaeriaceae.
AUGGCCGGUGCACCAGCCGCCCGUCACGUGACGCCGCCUGCCCAGCAGCGCCUGGCUGCCCCCGCUGGCCUGGCCACGCCGCCCCCAACCCGUCGCGCUGUUGGAUCUACUCGCAUCCCAGUGCGCCCUCGGCGGUAUAGGUUCCGGCGCGGCGUGCACGCAGGCAAGACGCUGGCCGAGUGUCCUGCCGAGUACGUUCGCUGGUGCGUUGCCCACCGCCGCGCCUUUGCCCGCGCCGAGCACCGCGCCUUGCACCGCGAACUGGACGACUAUGAACGCGCGUACCGACGCGAGGUCGACCUUGUGGGCGACGGAGAGGUGGACGACGGAGAUGUGGACGACGGAGAUGUGGGCGACAACAAAGCGCACCAUGAUGAUGAUGAUGAUGAUGAUGACAUGGGCGUGCAACUACCUACAAGUCCGAUGGUUCCCGCCCCCGCCUCACCCCAACCGCCGACUCCACCCCGCCCCGCCCCGAGGCAGUGGCGCGUGCGCAACUGGGCGGCGGGAUGGCUUGGCGCCACGCCUUGUCGUCCGCCUCGGCCGACACCAUCAUCACCACCACCACCACCACCACCACCUCCACUCGAUCAUGCCCGUCUUGUCGAGCUCCACAACCACCGGGUCGUCGAGCGGAUUACACGAGCCCACGAUGAGCAGUUGCGUGAUGCCAUGGGCGGCGUGCGCAUGCUGACGCAGCAUGUCGCCCUUGCCGCCGCCGACCAGACCGUCCACCGGCUCGCCGCACACAUGAACAGCCAAACGGAAUCGGCAGACGCGUCGUUCAAGGACAUGACCGCCCGCCUGCAUGCUGCAGACACGGACUCGGUCACACGCCAUGGCAGCCUCAUGGAAGCCACCCAGGAGACACACCAGGCCAUGCAGCAAGCAAUCGACCUGUCACGCACCUGGAUGCAGCAGUCGACCGACGAACGUCAGGCCAUCCAGCACUCGGCUAACACGACACGUCAGGCCAUGGAGCAGGCGGCAACGGAGCUGAGCGCACAGCGGACUGCCAUUGACCGCCUGCAAAAUACCUUGCGAGAAGACCUGGUCCGUGAGUUUGAGAGCCUGCGCCGCACCCUCCUAAGCCGCUCUCCCAGCCCAUCCAGAGGCCGCUCGACGUCUCAACGGCAGCGCGUCGACGACGGCGAUACUGGGCAGCCCGGGAUAAGCACUCGGGAUCAGGAACUUGCAAGCUCACUUGACUACGUCCACGGCAUGACCAAGCGGCUGCGAGACGGCCACUCACUCGACCGACGCCGACAGUACAACCGGGAGAUCGCUGCGAUGCAAGCCCAAGUCGAUGCUGCCAAACUGGACAUCAUUGCACUGCAAAACAAUGCCAACCUCAGCGACCUGGAUCGGGCAAGCCUCAUUCGCCGCUUUCGAGACAGUCAACACACCAUUCAAGAGCAGGAACGACGACUAAAGGAGCUGCGGCAGAUGAACGACGUGUCUCGCAAGGAGAGGCAGGCGUCAGCCAAGGACUACGACAGGUUGCGCCUUGAGCGUGACCGUACAGGUACCCGUUGGCGAGACGGUCAAGACACCAUAGAGGCAAUGGGCGAACAACUGCACAAACUCCAGCAAAUGGGCGACGUGUCUCGCAAGGACAGACAGGCGUCAGCCAAGGACUACGACAGGUUGCGCCAUGAACUUGACCGUGCCGGCAGACGCCACAACACCCAUCAGAUGGAUCUGCCAAGGAGCGGGCUAGCACUGUGGAGGGUACAGCAGGCCGCGGUUCCGCGAAGCCAAACAGCUUUCACCAGGCCAGAGACAGGGCUUCGGCUGGAUGAGGAAGAGGUUGAAGAUGUAUCUUAG